This is a messenger RNA of Xiphias gladius (swordfish), 3264 nucleotides long. Its product is annotated as G-protein coupled receptor 22-like. The transcript has 2 exons. Gene Ontology annotation, cellular component: membrane. Lineage: Eukaryota; Metazoa; Chordata; Actinopteri; Istiophoriformes; Xiphiidae. Gene Ontology annotation, molecular function: peptide binding; G protein-coupled receptor activity. The record is from RefSeq and is a predicted model, not a curated record. Bases 170 to 1717 code for a protein of 515 amino acids. Gene Ontology annotation, biological process: G protein-coupled receptor signaling pathway.
ACACGCACACACGGAGGCUGCGGACAUGGAUCGCUGAGAGCACGGUUCCGACACAAGAGCGCUGUCAUCAAGCUGUUAUUCAUCCCUGCAUCAUGGAGGCUCAGCCUGGUGCUCGUGGGAGCUCAUCAACUGUGUGACAGUUAAAAUAUAUGAGGACUGAGAGGUCGUCAUGGAGACUGACAGCUACGCCUCAGGCUCAGCCACCACUGACUGGGUUGGGACAGUGGGCGGCCUGGAGGCAAUCGGAGUCCUUCAAGAGCAGGGAGGAGGGGGUUUGUCCGGUAGCCCCGCAUCCUGGUACAUGCCGUACUCACUGGGCUUCCAGGUGUCGUUCACAGCCUUCCUCAUGCUGGAGCUGGUGUUGGGCUUCAGCAGCAACCUGACAGUGCUGGUGCUCUACUGCUCUCAAUCCAAUUUAGUGGACUCGGUGAGCAAUAUGGUGACUGUCAAUCUGCACGUGCUGGAUGUGGUGGUGUGUGUGCUGUGUCUGCCCCUCACUCUUGUGGUCGUGCUGCUGCCUCCGGGACCAAACCUGGCCCUACUCUGCUGCUUCCAUGAAGCCUGUGUCACCUUUGCCAGCAUCGCCACAUCCAUCAACAUCCUGGUUAUCAGCUUGGACCGAUAUGACAUUUCAGUACGGCCCGCCAACAGGCUGCUGACAACGCAGAGAGCAGCUCUGCUCCUGGCUGCUGUCUGGGUCACAUCAGUAGCUGUGUUUUUUAUCCCAUUCUUGGAGGUGCAGUGGUCCAGUGGAGAGGGAUCAGAGGAGAAAGGGCAGGGGGCACCCUUGUCUUUGUCCUCACAUGGCAUCAGUGCCACAGUGGUACCAGCAUGGCGCAACCGGACACUGCUGUGUGUUGGCGGGCAGGGCUAUCACAUAGGCAUGGGUAUGUAUUAUCAUCUUAUCCUGCAGGUACCCAUCUUCUUCACCACAGUGGCAGUCAUGCUGUUCACCUACUCCAGAAUACUGAGGGCUUUAAACAUCCGGAUUGGCUCCCACAUGAAGAAGAGCCAGCGUUUCAGGGGCCCCUCCUGCAGCAGGCGCCAUAAGAGACAGAAAAAAAAGAAAGCAGGGCUCACAGUGAUCGAUGGUGGGGAGGUAGGAGGGGAGCAGUGCACCACAGAUGGUACCAAACACGUCAGCCACCCUCCCCUCAUUCCUUCCCCAUCCCCUACCCCCACAGCUACCUCUCCCCCUGCCCUGUCCUCAUCUGCCCCGCUGGUCACCUCUGACGUGGGUGCGGCCACCCCGAUGCCAGCCACCAUGGGUGUUCAGGCCUCCGUGUCAGCCAUCAUUGCCUUGCGGAGGGCAGUGCGGCGACACAGGGAUCGGCGAGAGCGCCAGAGGCGGGUGUUCAGGAUGUCCCUCAUCAUCAUCACCACCUUCCUGGGUUGUUGGGCUCCCCUCUCCGUGACCAAUGUGCUAAUCCUUGGCAUUGGCCCCAGUGAUGCCCUAAUCAGCCUGCGCCUCUGGUUCCUAGCCCUAGCUUACGGCACCACUGUCUCCCAUCCUCUGCUCUAUGCUUUCACCCGACAGAAGCUGCGCCGUGCCCUUCGCGCCAAGGUUAAAAAGAGGGUGGUGUCCCUUCUCCAAGUAGACCCUUCGCCAGGCGGCACUGUCAUACACAACUCCUGGGUGGAAAACAGAAAAACCUGCCGGCAGGUGCGGCUGGAAGCAAGCGAAGGUACUGACCGUUGCCUGGCAGAGGCCCUCUGAGACUGGCUCUGCUUACUACUGUAAGUUGUUUCAUUAGGAAACUCACUGGUGCGUGAGGCCGUUGUAAGAAAUGUGAAAAACACAUUUCCACCUCUGGGAGAUGUUUUAAUAUAACCACCAGCAGCAAGCCCGUGCUAAACACAGCUAUCUUUCACCUUGGGCAGCAGUGGAAGCAGGAUGCUGUCGUCACUGUAGUGAGCACAGCCUUUCCAGCUGAAGAAAUUCAUACAACAAAAAACACACAAGUGUAUAUAAUUUGCACUCUGUCAAAUACUGAAGUCAGUUUACAUAUGGAAUUGUAUGAUGAUGAUCCAAAGAAUGUGUUAAGUUAGCAGAUGAUUCGAUCUGCCUCACGCUCAAAGGCUCAAAGGCAGCUUUAAAAAAUGUUGAUUCACGUCGAAAACAAAAAUACUCAAAAAUUUUGAAUGUAUUUAAUAUUGUCUCUGCCUUAAUUCUGCUCUGAAAAUUUGGCUGGAUGGUAAGCUGUGCAUUCUGAAGACACAGUGACUUUCACAUGAAAUAUGAGGAUUAGAUGUAAAUGUGUGUGAAUGUAGGGGGGUCAGUCCACAGAGAGCAGGUGAGGUACAAGUCUGAGUGUGAAAUAUUAAAUGCAGUUUUAACUAUCUUUGGUUACUACCUUCAAAUGUAACAGUGUUUGUAUAAAAUCUUGCAAAGCUCCUUGAUAUAAAUGCAACUCUUUUGCUCCCCAAAUAGUAUCAAAUAGUGUAAUAUCUUGUUGGUGUUUUGCUGCAGGGAGAAGGUAAGCACAUUAUUCAAAAUAAUAAUUUAGUAUUUUGGAAAAUACGCUGAUUUGCUUUCUUACAAAAUGUCUAUCAAGUGACUUUAAACAGUAAAGAAGAAAUUUAUCUUAUGUGCUAUCAGGUGUUAAAAGAAUUAUGGGUGUUCAAUUGGCUGAAGUGGCUAGUACAGAUGAUACUGAAAAAUGGACAGGUGAUGGACAAAAUUAAAGGAAAAAUUUGGAUAUAAUGCAGUCCAGUACAUCACCGAAAACUGCAAUCUCAAAAAUAACUGUCAAGUUCAGUCAACACCUCUCUGACACAUUUCUCAAAAAAAACCAAACGGAUACUUAAAGCUUCAAUGGUAUUUAUUGCAGGUUUAUUGUUUUUCGAUUGCAUUAUAUUUAAGGUGUCUCCAUGGCUCGGUUUUUGCAUGCUAAAAGCAUGCUUUUUUUUUUUAAAAUAACAUUCAUGUACAUGAUGUAAAUAUUGAUCAGAUUUGAAUUUGCUACAUGUACAGUACAAGUCACUUGGUCUGUUUGUGAUUAUAGUCUGGCUUUUUUAGAUUAGAGGAGCUGGAUUCUCUUUGUCAGCACUCAGGCAUCUGGUCCCUUGGGUCCACUCGACCUUAGUGUCCAGCAAACACAAGGGAGUAACUGUCACUACAACCAAGCAGCGACAGGUUGGUGAGAGUAUUAAUAGGACUAGUGUUUGCUGUUGACUUUGUUGUACCUGCUCAUGUGUUUACUGCUCUAAAGCUGUACUCACAAUGGGGUUCAGUUCAGAGGCCAUGUGAUUUCGUUCACACAC